Suillus plorans is the source of this 180-nucleotide messenger RNA. RefSeq lists its product as uncharacterized. The annotation marks the transcript as partial. The transcript has a single exon. Lineage: Eukaryota; Fungi; Basidiomycota; Agaricomycetes; Boletales; Suillaceae. The record is from RefSeq and is a predicted model, not a curated record.
GCAGCUACUCCGGAUAUCUUGGCAAAUGUGCCUGUCAGCGAGAAUCCUCGUCCACUGCACGUUAUGGCCGAUCAUGCAGACUACUGGGUCGAUGCAGAGGGUGAAGUCUUCACAUUUACAUUUCCCGCGACACUGGACCUCGACGGUCAACAUAAUCGGACAGGACCAUACUUCAAUCUU